AUGCACCAGCUUCAUUCUAGAGAUGGAUCAACAAGGUACUCAAUAAGUACCUCGACAUAUAUUGCAUCAUAUACUUGGAUGAUUCGGAAAACAUACACCAACACCAAAAGGAUAUAA
This is a messenger RNA of Tuber melanosporum (Perigord truffle), 117 nucleotides long. RefSeq lists its product as uncharacterized. The record is from RefSeq and is a predicted model, not a curated record. NCBI's taxonomy places the organism in Eukaryota, Fungi, Ascomycota, Pezizomycetes, Pezizales, Tuberaceae. The transcript has 2 exons. The coding region runs from base 1 to 117 and encodes 38 amino acids.